GCCGCCGAGGGGCUGCGUUACCGUAACGGUGCCCUCAGAACUGUGAGGGGGCACGAGCAGCCUCCAGCCUGAGGGACUGAUACCUCCGGAGGGCUUUGGCUCUUCUCAUUGCUGUGUUUGUCUUUUUUUUUUUUUUUUUUUUUCUUCCCUUAAAUAAUAAAACGUUCGGUGGUGUUGUGACAUGGUAAAAAUACUCAGUUUCUUCUAGAAGUUUAAGGCCUAAACUUGCCAAAAGACUUGAGUAUAUUGGCGUCUGUGAGUCAUGUACAGGAAAGUGCUGGAGGUUCAUUUUUAUUGAGUUGGUUGCAGUUAUAAGUGAAUUUAUAUGCCUUAUUCAGCUGAAAUACUUGGGGGAAACCAGCGUGUUUGGGUUUGAGGAAGAUACUGCUUUUAUGUCUUUGCAUGAAAGUUUCAAACAGCAUGGAGGUAGAAACAUUCACUUUAACCCCUACAAUACUGAUCCAGCUGGGGUAUUUCCCUUACUCAGCAAAAGCAUACAGUGGAUUGUGUCUCGACUCUCAAGAAUCCUGUCAAGGGAAAGAGAGUCUUACCCCUCUUCAUCACCAAUAUGGUUUGUAGAAUCAGAUGACCCAAACCUGACUUCAGUCUUAGAGCGUUUAGAAGAUAUUAAGAAGAGCAAUACUCUGCUUCUUCAACAGCUGAAGCGAUUAAUAUGUGACCUCUGCAGAUUAUAUAAUCUUCCUCAGCAUCCAGAUGUUGAAAUGUUAGAUCAGCCACUGCCAGCUGGACAGAAUGGAACAACAGAAGAAGUUACAUCAGAGGAGGAGGAGGAAGAAGAUAUGGGUGAAAUCUCAGCUGUGAGGUACUUGGAUACAGAGAAUUGGACAUCUGUUUGUGCUUUAGUCAAACAAUUCAUAACAUUGUGUGCCAAAGCAGACAUUGAGGAUCUGGAUCACUAUGAUAUGAAGGAGGAGGAACCAGUUGAUGGGAAGAAGUCUGAGGAUGAAGGCAUUGAAAAAGAGAACCUUGCAAUCCUAGAAAAAAUCAGAAAAAAUCAAAGGCAAGAUCACUUAAAUGGUGCAGUCUCUGGGUCAGUUCAGGCUUCAGAUCGACUUAUGAAAGAACUCAGGGAUAUAUAUAGAUCACAGAGUUAUAAAACAGGGAUAUAUUCAGUGGAACUGGUAAAUGACAGCUUGUAUGAAUGGCAUGUUAAGCUUCUCAAGGUUGACCCUGAUAGCCCACUGCAUAGUGAUCUUCAGUUCUUAAAAGAAAAAGAAGGUGUAGAAUACAUUUUACUCAACUUCUCUUUUAAGGAUAACUUCCCUUUUGAUCCUCCCUUUGUGCGAGUGGUGUCUCCUGUGCUCACAGGAGGGUAUGUCCUAGGUGGAGGUGCAUUAUGCAUGGAACUUCUUACUAAACAGGGCUGGAGCAGUGCCUACUCAAUAGAAUCAGUCAUCAUGCAGAUCAAUGCCACUUUAGUCAAAGGAAAAGCCAGAGUACAGUUUGGAGCCAAUAAGAAUCAAUAUAAUCUAGCAAGAGCACAGCAGUCCUAUAAGUCACUAGUACAAAUCCAUGAGAAAAAUGGCUGGUACACUCCUCCAAAAGAAGAUGGCUAACGCUGAGGACUAUUGUCUACCUGGACCAAUGUCAAUAAAACAAGCUCUUUUUUAUGUUUUCCAACACACAGACUCAAGCUAUGAGUGCCCCUAUAACAGCUGUACUGAGGACUUUAGCUAUUAGAUAAGUUAGUGGAUAAUCUGUCAACUGACACGUGCAGUAUAAGUUACAGCCUUACCAUUCCGCUCUCCGUAGGUAUCUGGACUGAGCAGUUUGGGCCUUUACCACAUUUGUUCUUAUGGAUUAAGCAUAUUUGGGCCAUGCCCUCCCUUCUCCUUGUUUUUUUUAUUUGAAAGCAUAAGCUCUCCCUACAGCAGGCUACCGACUUACUAAAGAUCAUUCAGUAGGAGUGAGUUGUUCACACACUUUUGUGUAUUUCUUACCUUUUGCAAAAUGCAGACUGCAGAGACUUGCGUUGUAUUGUUUCAUUUAAAGCCAAGAAGUUUAAUACAUUGUUUAAUACUGUUUUAGGAAAUGUCAGGUCUUGCAAAUCACAGUAGUUUUUUCUGGUCUAAAAUGACAGCGUUUGUAGUAUUUCCAAAUUAAUGAUAUAGGAAAAACACAUGUAUGUUAAGUCAUUAAACAUUUUUCAUGGCUGUAUGAGAAUAUGAACUGUUUAUUGGAAAAGAUGCUCUUUGUUUAGAUUAUGUUAAUUUUUUGUUUAGGUUUGGGGGUUUUUCCCUUUUUUUUUUUUUUUUUUUGUUUUUAUGCAGAGCAAGGCUGUGCCAAUAAAACCUUGUAACUAGUCACUUCCACUGGGGCAUCAGAACUUGCUGGGCUGUUCCUGCUACUUGUUGGCUCAACCUCCUUAACAAGAAGAGCCGCAGUAUGAAGCUUGAAGUUAUUUAAAAUACUAAAAACCUUUCUAGGUGUUCCAUUUUAUUAACGGGUUGUUGCAAUCAUUUGUAAACUAAUGAACUUAUAAAGUAAUUGGCACAAAUCGAGAUGAAAGUCCUUGAAUGAAAAAUUUUUAUAUAAAAGCUACAAUAAAGUACAAGAACAUGUCAUCCGCUUCAGAGGCAUAAGAGAUGUUGCCAUAGUCAUGACAGUGGUUUUGUUAUUGAGAGACUAAUGGGAACUGUUUGUUCUUUAUUAGGAGACGAACCUGGGUCUGUGAACUUACACAAUUUCAUUGCCUUACAGAAAUCGACUCUAUUUUGGUUGUAGUUUUAGUCUUUAGGCCUUCGCACCGCUGGGGCCAAGCUAAGGGUGUGUUCCGUGGAUUAAGCACUUCCACAAGUGCAGAAGCAUGUUUUUGUUAUGGUUCUGUUGUUUUUUUUUUAGUUGACUAUCAAACUUGUGCUCUUCUCUCUAUCAGGCACCCGCGGGUCCUUGUGCAUUUGCUUCUAGAUCCAGUUUUUAGCUCGAAAGAAGCGAUGGGCGAGGUUUGGCACCGCUUCCCGUGGGCGGGGGGUGAGGGACAGACCCGCCCUCGGCGCAUGCUUCGGUGUGGGUUCCACUUCUCCUGGCAGAGUUCCUUGGCAAUGUACAGUACUUUGUAAACUUGCAUCAAGUUUAUAAAUAAAAAGCAUUUUACGAA
This is a messenger RNA of Corapipo altera (White-ruffed manakin), 3118 nucleotides long. RefSeq names its product ubiquitin conjugating enzyme E2 Q2 (gene UBE2Q2). The transcript is spliced from 15 exons. The coding region runs from base 393 to 1577 and encodes 394 amino acids. Lineage: Eukaryota; Metazoa; Chordata; Aves; Passeriformes; Pipridae. The record is from RefSeq and is a predicted model, not a curated record. Gene Ontology annotation, molecular function: protein binding.